GUUGUAAGUUGCCUCCACCUCCACUCCAUAUUGACAGUUUGACACCAUGUCUCCAUCCAAUCACUCCGCUUUUUAGCUUGGGGUGGCUUUCUUCCUCCUCUCGCCAUAUCCCAUCCUCGCAGUGGCCGAGCACCGCGUGAGUGACCCCAUUUCUUCUCGCGGUACGUGGUGGCCGUAGCUCGAUCUUUUCCAGCCGGCAGCCAUGAAGUUCGGCAAGAAGUACGAGGCGUACAUGAGGGGCAUGGAGGCGGAGCUCCCCGCCGUCGGGAUCAAGCGCCUCAAGAAGAUGCUCAAGACGUGCCGCCGCUCGACUUCGCCUUCGCCUUCACCUUCCGCCGCCGCCAGCAGUGACCGCCGGUGCACUGGCCAUUGCACUGUGUGUGAUGGGAGUUUCUUCCCGUCUCUUCUGAACGAGAUGUCAGCUGUGGUCGGCUGCUUCAACGAGAAAGCCAAGAAGCUACUCGAACUGCACCUGGCGUCAGGAUUCAAGAAAUACACCAUGUGGUUCACCAACAAGGGUGGCAAGAGCCACGGGAGACUGACACAGCAAGGCAAAGACUUGGUUACCUAUGCGAUUAUAAAUGCCGUGGCCAUGAGGAAGAUUCUCAAGAAGUAUGACAAGAUACAUUACUCAAAGCAAGGGCAAGAAUUCAAAGCUCAAGCUCAGAGCCUCCACAUUGAGAUACUUCAGUCCCCAUGGCUCUGUGAGCUGAUGGCUUUCUACAUGAACUUGAGGAGGAGCAAGAAGAACAAUGCCGCUGCAAUGGAACUCUUUGGCGACUGUUCCCUCGUAUUCGAUGACGACAGACCAACGCUCUCAUGCAACCUCUUUGACUCCAUGCGUGUUGAUAUUAGCUUGACAUGUUCCAUAUGCUUGGAUACAGUGUUUGAUCCAGUCUCUCUUUCCUGUGGCCACAUAUUCUGCUACUUAUGCUGCUGUUCUGCUGCAUCUGUGACAAUUGUCGAUGGGCUGAAGUCUGCAGAUCACAAAUCAAAAUGUCCCCUAUGCCGACAGCAAGGGGUCUUUCCUGACGCUAUGCACCUGGAUGAACUCAACAUGCUGUUGAGUCACAGUUGUCCAGAGUACUGGGAGAAGAGAAUGCAAUUGGAGCGAGUUGAACGUGUUCGCCUGGCUAAGGAGCAUUGGGAGUCACAGUGCAGAGCAUUUUUAGGCAUCUAAGUAGUCAGCUUCUACUGGCGGGAAGAUGAUUCGAUUUGUUAAGAUUGUUGUUGGUUAGCUUUGUCACAAGUUUUUGUGAAAUAAAGUGAUCAACCCUCUAUUAACAUUCAAUGUUCUGUCUUGUGCUCCUAGCUAGCUAGAGAAAGAAACUGUAGUGGUGGUUGGUUGUUCAAGUGCAGAGUUGCAAAUGUGUACAUAUGUGGCCCUCUAGGUACAGCUUUAUGAUUUUAGCCUGAAAAGUCUGAAGUUGUUCCAAUA
Molecule: messenger RNA, 1438 nt
Organism: Sorghum bicolor (sorghum)
Lineage: Eukaryota; Viridiplantae; Streptophyta; Magnoliopsida; Poales; Poaceae
Product: probable E3 ubiquitin-protein ligase BAH1-like 1
Exons: 6
Coding region: 203-1180 (325 amino acids)
Source: RefSeq, a predicted model, not a curated record